Messenger RNA from Medicago truncatula (barrel medic), 2182 nucleotides. Its product is annotated as ATP-dependent 6-phosphofructokinase 5, chloroplastic. Lineage: Eukaryota; Viridiplantae; Streptophyta; Magnoliopsida; Fabales; Fabaceae. The coding region runs from base 153 to 1754 and encodes 533 amino acids. Gene Ontology annotation, molecular function: ATP binding; 6-phosphofructokinase activity. The record is from RefSeq and is a predicted model, not a curated record. Gene Ontology annotation, biological process: fructose 6-phosphate metabolic process; glycolytic process. The transcript has 13 exons.
GCUUUCAUGUUUCAUGUUUCAUGUGAAAACACAUAAAUUAAUAUAUACGUCACCUCAAAAAAACAACAAUUACCUAACGAACCCGAACCUUAAACAAACAAAACCUUGGUAUUCUAUUCUGUUCCUACGAUCACGGAUUCUCAUAUUCAUUCAUGAAUACGCACGUGAUCACCCCUAACCUCAACACCACCCUUCUUCAUCAUCAUCAUCAUCAUGUGCAUGGUUUAACGAAUUCUUCACACCGUUACUCCAAAACCAACCAUCGUCUCUUCCAUUCAUUCAAAGUCUCUAAUAACGUUCGUGUCUUUUCAGAGCUGAAGAGUCAAAACAAAAUUGAUUACAAUGAUCCUGAUUGGAAAGAUAAGUUUAAAGAAGAUUUUGAGGCACGGUUUAGACUCCCUCAUAUUACUGAUAUUUUCCCUGAUGCUUCUUCUAUGCGUUCUACUUUUUGUCUCAAAAUGAGGGCUCCUAUAACUAGAGACUUUCAUGGGAAUUAUGAUUCUGGUGAGGAAUGGAAUGGAUACAUUAGUGAUAAUGACAGAGUGCUUCUUAAGACAAUAUACCAUUCAUCACCUACAUCUGCUGGUGCUCAGUGCAUUGAUCCUGGCUGUAAUUGGGUGGAACAAUGGGUUCAUCGAGCUGGACCUCGGAAAAAUAUAUACUUCAAACCAGAAGAAGUAAAGGCAGCCAUUGUUACUUGUGGAGGACUGUGUCCUGGUCUUAACGAUGUCAUUAGACAGAUUGUAAUCACACUUGAAAUAUAUGGUGUAACAGAGAUUGUUGGUAUUCCUUUUGGCUAUCGCGGCUUUUCUGACAAAGAGUUGAUGGAAAUACCGCUGUCAAGGAAAGUCGUUCAAAACAUUCAUCUCUCAGGUGGCAGCCUAUUAGGAGUUUCACGCGGAGGACCUGGAGUUAGUGAAAUUGUGGAUAGUUUGGAGGAAAGAGGGAUCAACAUGCUCUUUGUGUUGGGUGGAAAUGGUACACAUGCUGGUGCAAAUGCAAUUCACGACGAGUGCUGUAAAAGACGGAUUAAAGUGUCUGUAAUUGGAGUGCCGAAAACUAUAGACAAUGAUAUUCUAUUGAUGGACAAAACUUUUGGCUUUGACACCGCGGUUGAAGAAGCGCAAAGAGCAAUAUAUUCUGCAUAUAUAGAGGCGCAUAGUGCAUAUCAUGGAAUCGGGAUUGUGAAAUUAAUGGGUCGUAGCAGUGGAUUCAUAGCAAUGCAAUCUUCCUUAGCCAGUGGACAGAUUGAUGUAUGCCUAAUUCCUGAGGUUCCUUUCGAUUUACAUGGACCUCAUGGAGUUUUGAGUCACCUCAAGUACCUUAUAGAAUCAAAGGGAUCAGCUGUCGUUUGUGUGGCAGAGGGAGCAGGACAGAAUUUACUUCAAAAAACUAAUGAUACCGAUCCCUCAGGGAAUGCUAAACUUGGAGAUAUCGGGGUUUAUAUCCAACAAGAGACGAAAAAUUAUUUCAAGGAGAAUGAUAUUCAUGCAGAUGUGAAAUAUAUUGAUCCAACAUACAUGAUUCGGGCGUGUCGAGCAAAUGCAUCAGAUGGAAUUUUAUGCACUGUUCUUGGACAAAAUGCUGUUCAUGGUGCAUUUGCUGGAUAUAGUGGCAUUACAGUAGGCAUAUGUAACACACAUUAUGCUUACUUUCCAAUCACCGAAGUAAUAUCGCAUCCUCAAUUGGUGGAUCCGAACAGUCGAAUGUGGCAUCGAUGCUUAACUUCAACUGGUCAACCCGACUUCAUUUGAUUAUUUUCUAUUUUUGAAUUAAUAUACUCAAGAGGCUUGGAAAUUCAGGCUUCCACAGAUUAUAUCAUAGGAAUAUGGAUUCAAAAGGUAUUUUUGGUUAGUCUAUCCGUCAUUAUUGGAAUAAUACAAAGGAUGGCAUUUCUUCCUUAUACGAAAAAUUGGUUAUUUAUAUAGCAAGGAAAAUUCACAGUCCUGCCAAUUGCAUUCAAAAUAAAACUUGAGGAAAUAACCAAGCAUCGAAAAUGCUUGACUUUGAUCUACUGUGACAUUUCUUGUACCUAUAAUAAGGCCUAAAUUUAGUGAGAAUGCAUAGAAGAUUUAAUUUUUGCUUUCUGUUUGUACUCAUGCCUCAGUUAUUUAUUGGAUUGCCUGUUCGUAUCUGCACCUACUUCUCAUGCAUUGAAUAUUCAAAAGAAGUAUUUUAACUU